This is a messenger RNA of Anastrepha ludens (Mexican fruit fly), 2719 nucleotides long. RefSeq names its product V-type proton ATPase subunit E (gene Vha26). Gene Ontology annotation, molecular function: proton-transporting ATPase activity, rotational mechanism. Gene Ontology annotation, biological process: proton transmembrane transport. The transcript has 5 exons. The record is from RefSeq and is a predicted model, not a curated record. Bases 178 to 858 code for a protein of 226 amino acids. Gene Ontology annotation, cellular component: proton-transporting two-sector ATPase complex, catalytic domain. NCBI's taxonomy places the organism in Eukaryota, Metazoa, Arthropoda, Insecta, Diptera, Tephritidae.
AAGGUAGUCGUCAAUCGAAAAUUUUUACACGACGGACUGAGUUUGAGUGAUACACACGCACACGCACACUUUCUUACCUACUGCUUUUCUGCAAGUAUCGUGAAAUAGUGAAACUUAUAUUCCCUCGGCUAAAUCUGAAAAUAUUGUGUGAAAAGUAAAAAAAGAAAAUUUGCAAAGAUGGCACUUAGCGACGCUGAUGUACAAAAACAGAUUAAGCAUAUGAUGGCUUUCAUUGAGCAAGAAGCCAAUGAAAAGGCCGAAGAAAUCGAUGCUAAAGCCGAAGAGGAAUUCAACAUUGAGAAGGGUCGUCUGGUGCAACAACAGCGUCUCAAGAUCAUGGAGUACUAUGAAAAGAAGGAGAAGCAAGUUGAACUGCAAAAAAAGAUUCAGUCUUCGAAUAUGCUGAAUCAGGCCCGUUUGAAGGUUCUGAAAGUGCGUGAAGAUCAUGUACGAAAUGUGCUCGAUGAAGCCCGCCGUCGCCUUGGUGAAGUCACCAAGAAUCCUGGGGAAUACAAAGAGGUCUUGCAGAAACUUAUUUUGCAAGCGCUGUUCCAGGCUAUGGAAUCCAGUGUCACUUUACGUUGCCGUCAGGCCGAUGUUAGUCUCAUUAAUGAAGUGCUGACCGCCACUCUUGAAGAGUACAAACUCAAAAUUGGCAAAGAUGUCAAUGUACAUAUUGAUACGGAAAAUCAUCUAUCGGCGGAUACUUGCGGUGGAAUUGAGUUGAUUGCUCUCAAUGGACGCCUAAAGGUACCAAACACCCUGGAGUCCAGAUUAGAACUGAUUGCGCAACAACUUGUGCCAGAGAUACGUAACGCUUUGUUCGGUCGCAACAUCAAUCGUAAAUUCACCGAUUAAAUAUUUUAGGUGUAAACACUAUGCAACACACAAAACCAACAUACAUAUAAAUCCUACAUACAUAGUUUAAAGACGAAAACAAGAAGAAACACAAAAGCAAAAAAGGUAGUUGAAUGCGAGUUUAUAAUAUAAUUUUAAAAUGCAAAUAAGAGUUAAUUUACCGAAACUAAAUUGUUAGCUAAUAAAAUUGUCAAGUUAUAUAUGGAUGGUAGGAAAUGAGCAAUGCAGAAUUAAGAUACUAUUGCAGUAGCAAGAAAUCAGAGUUUGAAACAAAGUGAGCUUUUUAGGAGUGAAAGCGCGAAAGAAGAGAAGACAAACGGAGCCACUUCCCUAUAAUUAUUAUGAAUAUAAUUUAGAUGUUAACAGUAUAAUAUAAUCAAAAACACUGCAUUCCAUUCAAAGAUUUGCUGCCGUUAUAGAACACAAACCAUCGUGUAUGUAUAUUUGUAGGCAUAAAACAACUUGCCGAUAUGAUAACCAAUUCGUAUUAAAAUAUAUACAGAGUUAUCGAAAAUACAAACUAUUAAUGCAGGGAAAAUUGGAGGAAUGGAAUAGGCUUUGAUAAGUAGACAACAAAUUAAUGGAACACAAAACAUUUUCUGAUUUUCAGUUGUUCAAUUAAAUACUUAAAUCCAUAAUAUACAUAAACCAAUGCAUGCAUAAACUGUAUAAAUUUAAUACACACAUUUAUAUACAUUCCUGUACAAAAAAAAAAAAAAAAUUCUGCUCACUGUUGAAUUUGAGAAAUUGUUUUGUUCGAAAACCGAGGCAGAUAAUUUAGAGCCUGAGGCCAUUAAUUACUUUGCCUAACACUACAUUUCAUCUACUUGGUUCUAUGUCUUGGACUGAAGCAUAUAUGUAUGUCAAUAAAUUAAUCCAUAUAAUUUUUGUUUAAUUAACUCGACAUGCAUGUUCCGCGUUUGGAUUUAAUUUUUUGUUAAAAUCUUCUGUAUGUACGAUCAAAUUGUUCCCUUUAUUUAGUUAAUUAUGAAUUAUAACAAUGCACUAUUAAUAAUCGUUUGUUGCCUAAUAUUAAGCAAAUUAUAUAAUUAUAUUCUAGCUUGAUUAGAAGUAACAAGAAAAUUAUACAACAUAUUAUGGCACAGCAACCAGCUUUCCAAGUCAUUUGCACGCCAGAAAUAGCGAAUGGGAGGAAGAUAAAUGCUACAAGCAGAACUGCGGGCAGUCAUAUGCAACUGGUGCUCGAUGCGCCUCGAAUUAUGCAACUGUGUGCAUGCGCCGCCAGAAAGGAGCAGUGAAAAUCUUUGGUAAUAAUGCGCUGACAGUUAUAAGUGUGUGGCAUGCAAUAGUGAAUUACAUGAAAUUUGUGCUCACGACGCGUGCCUAAAUGGUGGACUAAAAAUUCUCAGCAUCGCCACAUUUCAAACACUGAAAUAAGUGCUCUUUAUGUCACAUUAUUAGCGUGACAGAAUUGAGUUGAUUUCACUGUGCGUAAUGUAGCACCCACCGAUGGGAUGCGUUUUGAUAACAAAUUUUUAUCAAGUCGAAAAAACGUUAUCGACAUGGUUGUUUGUUUGUUGGUUGAAAAUGUAAGCAAAAUGCGGGAUUUUGCAAUUAAAAAAAAAAAAAAAAUAGUACUCAAUGUUGGUUCUUCUUUGCGCAGGCGUGUUACUAAAGUUUUUAAGUGCUGAAUUGUUUCUAUUUCAAAGGUAUUUUCAAGUACUUAAGAGUUUUCUUUUUCACAAGACUGUAAUAAAUGUGUGUUGUUGCUUCUUUGAUGGUUUCUCACUAAUGUUUAUUAUAAUCAAGUGUGUAUAUGUUUGCCACAAUUCUUUUAGUGAUCUAAAUGUUAUAAAUAAUUAACAAAAAAAAAAAAAUACAUAAAAAAUUUGCAUAAAAA